CCGCGCACACUGGGCAUGCCCAGAGCCGGGUCACGCGCCCGGCAGCCCGAGGCCGGUGCGGACUCUGCCCGCGUCCGCCCCGGCCGGGCUGCCCAGCGCGCUGCCAUGGAGCGCAUCGAGGGGGCGGCCCUGGGCCGCUGCGCAGCCUCGCCCUACCUGCGGCCGUUCACGCUGCACUACCGCCAGAAUGGCACUCAGAAGUCAUGGGACUUCAUGAAGACACAUGACAGUGUGGCCAUUCUCAUGUUCAACUCUUCCCAGCAGAGUCUGGUGUUGGUGAAGCAGUUCCGGCCAGCCGUGUACGUGGGUGAGGUGGAACGCCAUUUCCCAGGGUCCCUGGCAGCUGUAGACCAGGAUGGACCCCAGGAGCUGCAGGUGGCACUGCCUGGCUCGGCAGGGGUGACAUACGAGCUGUGUGCGGGCCUUGUGGACCAGCCCGGGCUCUCGCUGGAGGAAGUGGCCUGCACGGAGGCUUGGGAGGAGUGUGGCUACCGCCUGGCUCCCUCCGACCUGCGCCGGGUCGCCACCUACAAGUCUGGUGUGGGACUCACUGGCUCCAGCCAGACUAUGUUCUACGCAGAAGUGACAGAUGCCCAGCGGGGCAGCCUGGGCGGGGGCCUGGAAGAGGAGGGCGAGCUCAUUGAGGUGGUGCACCUGCCCCUGGAUGGUGCCCAGGCCUUCGCGGAUGACCCGGAUGUCCCCAAGACCCUCGGUGUCAUCUUUGGCAUCUCAUGGUUCUUCAGCUGUGUGGCCCCUGGCCUGGGUCCCCAGUGAGACUCCAGGGGCUCAAGAUCAAGGCUGAUUCUGGCCACUCGCCCUACAGAUCAAAUAAAGGCUCGUGUGGCUCCA
Molecule: messenger RNA, 849 nt
Organism: Mirounga angustirostris (Northern elephant seal)
Lineage: Eukaryota; Metazoa; Chordata; Mammalia; Carnivora; Phocidae
Gene: NUDT14
Product: nudix hydrolase 14
Exons: 5
Coding region: 16-774 (252 amino acids)
Biological process (GO): ribose phosphate metabolic process; nucleoside phosphate metabolic process
Molecular function (GO): UDP-sugar diphosphatase activity; metal ion binding
Source: RefSeq, a predicted model, not a curated record